UACAAUUCGACCAGGUAGCAGCGCAAGCAUUUUUGGGAAAAGUGAGAAUGUCGGGAGAAUAUAUUCCUCGGAAUCCGUUCAAUCGUAAACAGCGAACGCAAAUCAAGUGGUAUGUCAAGGCAUCCCUGGAACAAUACUUUUGCCAGAAAAAAAGGCCGUCCGUCCAGGAGUUGUCCAUCCUGGCUGGUUCGCUCCAGCUAGACAAGAAGGUGGUAACUGUUUGGUUUUACAAUCGACGACAAAAAGAGAAACGUACGUCGCUGUUGAUGCCUCGCUUAACUUAUCAACCGGCAAUCCAAACCAAUGAAAGAAUGGCCAUCAAUCAGCAAAGAAUAAUCAGCUAUCAAGCAAUGCGAUUAGCCGAUAUGCUAAAGGCGAGAUCCGAAAUGAUUGGUCAGCACAAUGGGAUAAACAUGUACGCCUUCCCAUUGAAGAGACGUUUAGCACAACAUUCAACUGUUAAACGCUUUUCCUUUGGUCAACCUGACGAGAAAAUAGAGAAAAAGACAAUUUUUGUGUUAGGGACAAAAUGUCCGUAUCACAAGAAAUUUAUCAACAAUAUGAUCAACCACGUUGUUGAUGUUCAACCGGAAGAUAAGUUUCGUUUUCAACUGGUCGAAGAAGGUGGGCUUAGCCAGACGAUGAAUUGCAUCUCGGUCUACGAUAUCCAUUACGCUCAAGGAUUUCGGAUUCCGUAUUCACUGACAAUUGUAGUUACCCCCUACUUGGCCGAUUCGGAAGAGUCGGAAUUUUUUAGGAACCAAACAAUUGCAGAAAUCUUACGUGGGUUCAUUGCAGACAAGGAAGGAAUCCAAGAACUGGAUAUAAUUUGCAACGUUUACUUGAUCACGAAGGCCGACACCAGUCGGUCGGUUUUAUCUAUCUUCGGAAAGGAUGUCGAGGAGAACGUCAACAACUGGGAACUGACCGAAGAUUUUCUGGGUGAUUUGGUCUCCUGGCGAGAAAUUAUUCAACACUUUUUCUUUAUGCUUGCUAGGAUGAAGACAAAGUCUCUUUCGUUGACGAAAAUGGUUUUGGACGAGAGAAGAAAAAUGGAAAUGGCGGUGGAGAAACUACAGUUCCUUGUCACUGUUGGAUUGGCCAAAAUGGAAGAGAUGAGUGUUGCAAACCAGGCACUGAUGUAUCAAGCACAGAUUGAAACGAAAAUGAAACAAGUGAAUUAUUUGCAACAACGUCUUCCAGAUUCAGCUGUCACGAGUCUCCAAAGUCCAGAGAAUUGCAUGCUAAAUGUAAUCCAUGAUCAGCUAUCCAGAUUGAGAUUAGAUGAAACUGAUCAUGAUGUUUCAGUGACAUGGCACUCCAAAGCCCUACAGAAUGACUUGCUUCAGAAUGGGGUAUCCAUGAUGAAACACCUGCAUUCCAUUUGGCAAUGCAUCUUGCAGCUCAACAUGAUUACCCUGUACGGGAGUACAUUUAUGAGCCAAAAGAUGUUCAACCUCAUUUUUAAAGCUGAACAGCAGUUAACACAUCUAGGAAUUCAAUAAUGCAAAGUGUGAAAUGUUUUCAAAGUCUUCUCUUACACUAGUCAAAAUUUCUUUCGAAGAUUAUGUAUACCGC
This is a messenger RNA of Daphnia magna, 1578 nucleotides long. RefSeq lists its product as uncharacterized. The transcript is spliced from 2 exons. Gene Ontology annotation, biological process: regulation of transcription by RNA polymerase II. Lineage: Eukaryota; Metazoa; Arthropoda; Branchiopoda; Diplostraca; Daphniidae. The record is from RefSeq and is a predicted model, not a curated record. The coding region runs from base 48 to 1505 and encodes 485 amino acids. Gene Ontology annotation, molecular function: RNA polymerase II cis-regulatory region sequence-specific DNA binding; DNA-binding transcription factor activity, RNA polymerase II-specific.